This is a messenger RNA of Cladophialophora yegresii CBS 114405, 1080 nucleotides long. Its product is annotated as flap endonuclease 1. NCBI's taxonomy places the organism in Eukaryota, Fungi, Ascomycota, Eurotiomycetes, Chaetothyriales, Herpotrichiellaceae. The coding region runs from base 1 to 1080 and encodes 359 amino acids. Gene Ontology annotation, cellular component: nucleus; cytoplasm. The record is from RefSeq and is a predicted model, not a curated record. Gene Ontology annotation, molecular function: DNA binding; 5'-3' exonuclease activity; 5'-flap endonuclease activity. The transcript is spliced from 3 exons.
AUGAGCAUCUACAGUUUCCUCGUCGCAGUCCGCUCUGAUGGCCAACAACUCAUGUCCGACACCGGCGAGACGACUUCACAUCUCAUGGGCAUGUUCUACCGGACCUUGAGAAUAGUCGACAAUGGCAUUAAACCCCUCUACGUCUUCGAUGGUGCACCCCCCAAGCUCAAGUCCGGCGAGCUAGCAAAACGCUUCGCGCGAAAGAACGAAGCUUCGGAGCAGCAUGAGGAAGCGAAGGAGACGGGUACUGCAGAAGAGGUGGAGAAGUUCUCAAGACGAACCGUAAGAGUGACAAGAGAGCACAACGAGGAAUGCCGACGGCUGCUCAGGCUGAUGGGCAUUCCAUUCAUAGUUGCGCCGACCGAGGCCGAGGCACAAUGUGCGGUCCUGGCGCGAGCUGGAAAGGUGUAUGCUGCGGCAUCUGAAGAUAUGGAUACACUCACGUUCGACUCGCCGAUCCUUCUCCGACACUUGACCUUCAGUGAGCAGCGCAAGGAGCCAAUUCAGGAGAUCCACCUCGACAAGACCUUGGAAGGAUUAAAUAUGGACAGAAAACAGUUCAUCGACCUGUGUAUCCUGCUGGGUUGCGAUUAUCUCGACCCGGUUCCAAAGAUUGGCCCAAACACAGCCCUCAAGCUCAUCCGGGAUCACGGCACGUUGGAGAAGGUGGUUGAGUUUAUUGAGAGUGACCCGAAGAAGAAAUACGCGAUCCCUGAGGACUGGCCGUACCAAGACGCAAGAGAAUUGUUCCUCCACCCAGAUGUCCGGUCAGCAGAUGAUCCCGAGUGUGACUUCAAGUGGGAAGCCCCCGACGUGGAAGGCCUGGUCCAAUUCUUAGUCAACGAGAAAGGAUUCAAUGAAGACCGGGUCAGAAGUGCAGCACAAAAGCUGCAGAAGAAUGUCAAGACGGCUCAGCAGUCGCGGUUGGAAGGCUUCUUCAAAGCGAUACCCAAGACCGAGGACCAAAAGAAGGACCUGAAGCGAAAACACGAGGAAAAGGUCGCAGACGCCAAGAAGAAAAAGAAGGAAGAUGCCAAAACUAAGAAAGAGACCAAGGCCAAAGCGCACUUGAACUCUUGA